Perognathus longimembris pacificus (Pacific pocket mouse) is the source of this 3968-nucleotide messenger RNA. RefSeq names its product nitric oxide synthase 3 (gene Nos3). Gene Ontology annotation, molecular function: heme binding; nitric-oxide synthase activity; flavin adenine dinucleotide binding. The record is from RefSeq and is a predicted model, not a curated record. NCBI's taxonomy places the organism in Eukaryota, Metazoa, Chordata, Mammalia, Rodentia, Heteromyidae. Gene Ontology annotation, biological process: nitric oxide biosynthetic process.
GCUGUGCUCAAGCCGACCGCAGAGCUGACGUGCGGCCGACAUGGGCAACUUGAAGAGCGUGGGCCAGGAGCCGGGGCCGCCCUGCGGCCUGGGGUUGGGGCUGGGCCUGGGGCUGUGCGGCAAGCAGGGCCCGGCCCCUCCCGCGCCCGCACCUGCCUCAGAGCCCAGCCGGGCGCCGGCGUCCCCGCCCCCGCCCUCACCCGCGCCAGACCCCAGCCCCCCGCUAACCCGGCCGCCCGAGGGGCCCAGGUUCCCUCGAGUGAAGAACUGGGAGGUGGGCAGCAUCGCCUACGACACGCUGUGCGCCCAGGCUCAGCAGGAUGGGCCGUGCACCCCAAGACGCUGCCUGAGCUCCCUCGUGUUUCCAAGGAAACUCCAGAGCUCCUCGCCCCCGGAGCAGCUGCUGGGUCAGGCCAGGGACUUCAUCAACCAGUACUACAGCUCCAUCAAGAGGAGCGGCUCCCAGGCGCACGAGCAGCGACUGCAGGAGGUGGAGGCCGAGGUGGCGUCCACGGGCACCUACCAGCUCCGGGAGAGCGAGCUGGUGUUCGGGGCCAAGCAGGCCUGGCGCAAUGCUCCGCGCUGCGUGGGCCGGAUCCAGUGGGGGAAGCUGCAGGUCUUCGAUGCACGGGAUUGCAGGACCGCACAGGAAAUGUUCACCUACAUCUGCAAUCACAUCAAGUACGCCACCAACCGCGGGAACCUUCGCUCGGCCAUCACGGUGUUCCCCCAGCGCGGCCCGGGGCGAGGGGACUUCCGAAUCUGGAACAGCCAGCUGGUGCGCUACGCGGGGUACAGGCAGCAGGAUGGCUCCGUGAGGGGCGACCCUGCCAACGUGGAAAUCACCGAGCUCUGCAUCCAGCACGGGUGGACCCCAGGAAACGGACGCUUUGACGUGCUACCCCUGCUGCUCCAGGCCCCCGACGAGCCCCCGGAACUCUUCACCCUGCCCCCCGAGCUCGUCCUCGAGGUGCCCCUGGAGCACCCCACGCUGGAGUGGUUUGUGGCCCUGGGCCUGCGCUGGUACGCCCUCCCGGCCGUAUCCAACAUGCUUCUGGAAAUCGGGGGCCUGGAGUUCCCUGCCGCCCCCUUCAGUGGCUGGUACAUGAGCACCGAGAUCGGGAUGAGGAACCUGUGCGACCCUCACCGCUACAACAUCUUGGAGGAUGUGGCCGUCUGCAUGGACCUGGACACGCGGACCGCCUCGUCCCUGUGGAAAGACAAGGCGGCGGUGGAGAUCAACGUGGCCGUGCUGCACAGUUACCAGCUGGCCAAGGUGACCAUCGUGGACCACCACACGGCCACGGCCUCCUUCAUGAAGCACCUGGAGAACGAGCAGAAGGCCAGGGGGGGCUGCCCCGCCGACUGGGCCUGGAUCGUGCCCCCCAUCUCCGGCAGCCUCACGCCCGUCUUCCACCAGGAGAUGGUCAACUAUUUCCUGUCCCCUGCCUUCCGCUACCAGCCAGACCCCUGGAAGGGGAGCGCGGCCAAGGGCGCCGGCAUCACCCGGAAGAAGACCUUCAAGGAAGUAGCCAACGCAGUGAAGAUCUCCGCCUCGCUCAUGGGCACCGUGAUGGCCAAGCGCGUGAAGGCGACCAUCUUGUACGGCUCAGAGACGGGCCGGGCCCAGAGCUACGCGCAGCAGCUGGGAAGGCUCUUCCGGAAGGCGUUCGAUCCCCGGGUCCUGUGCAUGGAUGAGUACGACGUGGUGUCCCUGGAGCACGAGACCCUGGUAUUGGUGGUGACCAGCACCUUUGGGAACGGGGAUCCCCCAGAGAAUGGGGAGAGCUUCGCCUCGGCGCUGAUGGAGAUGUCCGGCCCCUACAACAGCUCCCCCCGGCCCGAGCAGCACAAGAGUUACAAAAUCCGCUUCAACAGCGUCUCCUGCUCAGACCCGCUGGUGUCCUCUUGGCGGCGGAAGAGGAAGGAAUCCAGUAACACCGACAGCGCGGGGGCCCUGGGCACCCUCAGGUUCUGCGUGUUUGGGCUGGGCUCCCGGGCGUACCCCCACUUCUGCGCCUUCGCUCGGGCGGUGGACACGAGGCUGGAAGAGCUGGGCGGGGAGCGGCUACUGCAGCUGGGCCAGGGCGACGAGCUCUGCGGCCAGGAGGAGGCCUUCCGCGGCUGGGCCCAGGCCGCCUUCCAGGCCUCCUGCGAGACCUUCUGCGUGGGAGAAGACGCCAAGGCGGCGGCGCGGGACAUCUUCAGCCCCAAACGCAGCUGGAAACGCCAGCGAUACCGGCUGAGCGCCCAGGCCCAGGGCCUGCAGCUGCUGCCAGGCCUGAUCCACGUGCACAGGCGGAAGAUGUUCCAGGCCACCGUCCUCUCCGUGGAAAACCUACAGAGCAGCAAAUCCACCCGAGCCACCAUCCUGGUGCGCCUGGACACGGGGGGCCAGGAGGGGCUGCAGUACCAGCCCGGGGACCACGUGGGCGUCUGCCCCCCCAACCGGCCCGGCCUGGUGGAGGCGCUGCUGAGCCGCGUGGAGGACCCCCCGCCCCCCGCGGAGCCCGUGGCCGUGGAGCAGCUGGAGAAGGGCAGCCCUGGCGGCCCUCCUCCCGGCUGGGUGCGGGACCCCCGGCUGCCCCCCUGCACGCUGCGCCAGGCCCUCACCUUCUUCCUGGACAUCACGUCCCCACCCAGCCCCCGCCUGCUCCGCCUGCUCAGCACCCUGGCGGAAGAGCCCGGCGAGCAGCAGGAGCUGGAGGCCCUCAGCCAGGACCCCCGGCGCUACGAGGAGUGGAAGUGGUUCCGCUGCCCCACGCUGCUGGAGGUGCUGGAGCAGUUCCCGUCGGUGGCGCUGCCCGCCCCUCUGCUCCUCACCCAGCUGCCCCUGCUCCAGCCCCGGUACUACUCGGUCAGCUCGGCACCCAGCACCCACCCGGGGGAGAUCCACCUGACCGUCGCCGUGCUGGCCUACAGGACCCAGGACGGGCUGGGCCCCCUGCACUACGGGGUCUGCUCCACGUGGCUGAGCCAACUCAAGGCCGGAGACCUCGUGCCCUGCUUCAUCAGGUGGGCUCCCUCCUUCCGGCUGCCACCUGAUCCCAGCUUGCCCUGCAUCUUGGUGGGCCCGGGCACUGGCAUUGCCCCCUUCCGGGGCUUCUGGCAAGAGCGACUACACGACAUUGAGAGCAAAGGGCUGCAGCCCGCUCCCAUGACGCUGGUGUUCGGCUGCCGGUGCUCCCAGCUCGACCAUCUCUACCGCGACGAGGUGCGGGAGGCCCAGCUGCGCGGGGUGUUCGGCCAGGUCCUCAGCUUCUCCAGGGAGCCCGGCAGCCCCAAGACCUACGUGCAGGACGUCCUGAGACCGAGCUGGCGGCCGAGGUGCACCGGCGUGCUGUGCCUCGAGCGGGGCCACAUGUUCGUCUGCGGCGACGUCACCAUGGCCACCGCGUCCUGCAGACGGUUGCAGCGCAUCCUGGCCGCCCAGGGCGACAUGGAGCUGGAGGCGGCGGGGGACGUCAUCGGCGUGCUGCGGGAUCAGCAACGCUACCACGAGGACAUUUUCGGGCUCACGCUGCGCACCCAGGAAGUGACGAGCCGGAUACGCACCCAGAGCUUUUCCUUGCAGGAGAGGCAACUGCGGGGUGCCGUGCCCUGGGCCUUCGACCCCCCCGGCCCCAGACACCCAGGCUCCUGACAGCCCUCGGGCUCUCUCGUCCGGUUCCCAGAGAAGGGCUUCCGUAGUCCCGGCGGCUGACCAGGGCCGGCCCCUCCGCUCAUCUCCAGGGGCCUGUCCUGAGACUAGGUUGACAGGACCCCCCCUCCGGAUCCAGCCCCCCCCCCCAGGGGUCUGCCUGAGCUACGAGGCGCAGCCCACUGCUGCCUGCGUGGUGUGCCGUGGGUGAACCGUUAGAGUCCCCUUACUCUCUCGGGAGUAUCCUCACCUUCAGAGCGCAUCUCCAAAUCACUUAGAUAUUUAUUACUGAAGAUGUGUUUAGACGCCUAGCCCCGCCCCUCGAUGA